Molecule: messenger RNA, 150 nt
Organism: Prunus armeniaca (apricot)
Lineage: Eukaryota; Viridiplantae; Streptophyta; Magnoliopsida; Rosales; Rosaceae
Source: the annotation of a GenBank genome assembly
AUGCCUCAUCCUCUACAAAUUCACACAGAAGGGAAUGCGGAUGCAAGUGACUUAAGUGUUUUACCUUCCGUGGUAGGUGAAGAAGCCACCGAAGUAGGUUCAGAAAAGUCAGAAGGUGUUUUAGGUGAAGGGGGUGCCCUAUCUCUGUAG